AUGGCUGGUGGUAACUUGAAGAAUGCAGUCGUAGCAUUUCUGGCUCCCCUUCCCUCCAUUAUAUUCUACCUCAUAUUCCUCAGCAACAAGCAUCACCAAACAGAUGGGAUUCUCUCUCCUCUCUGGGCGUGGUGCUACCACCACCCUCUUCUCUUAGCCAAUGUCCUCUUCUUCCUCAACGUCAAUGUCCUCUUCUGGGUCAUCAGCCAAGUUCUAAAAAACCACUGGAUGAUCGAUUUGUAUUGGACUGUGAUACCCGUAAUGCUUGUUCAUUACUAUGGUUCUCACCCUCUGGCUGAUUAUAACUGGUGGCGCUCAACGAUCGUAGUUUUGAUGACUUGGGUUUGGAGCCUCAGGCUUUCCCACAACUACUUUAGGCGGGAAAAUUGGCAAUGGGGUGCAAGAGAGGACUGGAGGUUCACCGAUAUGAGCUCACAGUAUGGGAAGCACUGGUGGUGGAUUUCCUUCUUCGCCGUCUACCUCUCUCAGCAGGUUUUUCUGAUUGGGGUAUGCCUUCCAAUGUAUGUGAUCCACUCAGUUAAUGUGCCACUGAACAUAUGGGAUAUUGUUGCCAUCAUUGUCUGCAUUUCUGGCAUUGUUGUAGCAUACUGUGCCGACACGCAGCUCCACGGCUUUGUAAGCAGAAACAACAAGCUGAAAGAGCUUGGAAAGCCAGUUGUCCCCAAUCUUGAUGAGGGGUUGUGGCGUUAUUCACGGCAUCCCAACUACUUUGGAGAGCAGUUGUGGUGGUGGGGGCUAGUUAUAUUUGCAUGGAGCCUGGGACAUGGAUGGGCCUUUGUUGGAUCUCUCAUCAAUACAAUGUGUUUAGCUUAUGUGACUACUCUUGUGGAACGGCGAAUGCUGAAACAAGAUUACAGAGCAGAAGCAUACAGGCGAUAUCAGAAGACAACCUCUGUGUGGAUACCUUGGUUCAAGUCAUCCCCAGGAGUAAAAGAUAAGAAUGCUUAA
This is a messenger RNA of Prunus armeniaca (apricot), 969 nucleotides long. The record is from the annotation of a GenBank genome assembly. NCBI's taxonomy places the organism in Eukaryota, Viridiplantae, Streptophyta, Magnoliopsida, Rosales, Rosaceae.